UCCACAGGCAGGAGGAAGAGGAAGCCAAAGGGACCCCUCUACACCGGUGGGGUCCAGCCCCAAGGGUAGCCAAGCAAGGACCUAAGCCCGGAUCCACCCACCCAUUCCCACACACAUACACAUUUCCUGGCAGUGCCAUCCCUCCCUGAAUAGAUCUCAGCCGUAGAUCCUUCCUUAGUUGGAAAGUCGGGGGUUGGGGGAUCAAAGCCCCCACAUCUGUCUCCUCUCCCCUGCAGCCAUGUUUAUCAAAGUGAUGUUUGGAGCUGGCUGCUGGGAGCUGGUGAACACUUGGUGCAGCCCGGUGACCCUCACCGCCCACUUGAGGCAGAGGGGGCAGGUGCCCCCAGAUGCGGUCAUUGCCCUCCUGGCUGAGGAUGGGCACUUUGUGAGUCUGGAUGAGGGACUGGAGGAAGGGGCUUCCCAGGCCCCUUCCAUGGGCAGUGCCCUGCUGCAGGAGCGUGGGACCUAUGUCCUCGUGCAGAUCAUCAAGGGGGAGGGUGGGGCCCCCACCCGCUAUGAGUCCCUCCUGGAGAACCUGGAUGACCAGUAUCCAGAGCUAGCAGAGGAGCUUCGCUACCUGUCAGGCCUACAUCCCAUGAGUGAUGGCCGGAAGAAGCGCACAAGCACUCGGCGUGGCCACCAGGAGCAAGGCCCCUCUUCAAGGCCACGAAGGAUGGGCUCCCUGCCAUCCAGGAUCCGCUAGCUGGGGCCAGAAGCCAGCCAGGUCCUGUGAUCUGGCACAUCACAGC
Leptonychotes weddellii (Weddell seal) is the source of this 749-nucleotide messenger RNA. It is a transcript of the gene C13H22orf15, whose product is annotated as chromosome 13 C22orf15 homolog. The record is from RefSeq and is a predicted model, not a curated record. Lineage: Eukaryota; Metazoa; Chordata; Mammalia; Carnivora; Phocidae.